AUGCCGCAGCAGAUUCCCAAAGGACAAGUAUCAACGUACAAGCUCAUUAGCGAUGCGUUGAAUUCAAGUCCGCGUGCGGUGGGCCAAGCGUUGCGACUAAAUCCUUUUUGUCCGUUGCCUGUGCCUUGUCACCGUGUCAUUGCUUCGGAUUUAUGUAUUGGAGGAUUUUCGGGCAGUUGGGGUGACUCUCAGUUGGUGGCCGACAAGAAGGCGAAAUUGACCAAAGAAGGCUGCAAGUUUGAUGAGUAUUACAUGUUUGUGUCCAAUGCCGAUGGCAACAAAAACUUGUUCAAGGAUUUCCAGUUGGAAAAAAGCAAAUAA
This is a messenger RNA of Radiomyces spectabilis, 321 nucleotides long. RefSeq names its product 6-O-methylguanine DNA methyltransferase. The coding region runs from base 1 to 321 and encodes 106 amino acids. The transcript has a single exon. Gene Ontology annotation, molecular function: methylated-DNA-[protein]-cysteine S-methyltransferase activity. Lineage: Eukaryota; Fungi; Mucoromycota; Mucoromycetes; Mucorales; Radiomycetaceae. The record is from RefSeq and is a predicted model, not a curated record. Gene Ontology annotation, biological process: DNA repair.